AUGGCCACCAAAUCUUCUCAAUCAAAUGUCCCCUUCAAACCUGCAGCUACGCACGUCGAGGGGGCGGACAUUCCCACUAACACUGGGAAGAUCCACAAUGGAGACGCAGCCUUGGCUUUAUUCGAAAACUUGGAGGAUAUGCAUGAAACAUUCAAACCAGGAGAGGAGAAGAAACUGGUUCGCAAGAUUGAUCUGAUGAUCCUCCCCUUUCUAUCUGUUUGCUACGCAUUCUAUUAUAUUGACAAAACAACUCUGUCUUACGCUGCAAUCUUCGGCAUUGAGGACGAUUUGAACCUCUCUGGAACCGAGUAUUCAUGGCUGUCCAGUGCAUUCUACUUUGGCUUUCUGGUCUGGUCUCUUCCAACCAAUCUGCUCAUGCAACGCUUUCCAAUUGGCAAGUAUCUUGGAGUCAACAUUUUUGCCUGGGGAUUCUUUCUCAUGCUUCAGGCGGCUGCGAAGAAUUUCACACAGCUUGUAGUACUGCGUGUCAUAUCAGGGGCUGCCGAGGCCUGCAGUGAUCCCGCUUUUAUGCUUAUCACGAGCAUGUGGUAUACUCGGCGAGAACAGCCAAUUCGCAUCGGAUUAUGGUACACUGCCAAUGGCUUUGGGAUUGCCGUGGGUGGUCUUCUUGGUUACGGUAUCGGUCAGAUUAAUGGCGUUCUCUCAUCAUGGAAAUAUGAGUUCCUCAUAAUUGGCGCUCUGUGUGCGUGCUGGGGAAUCGUGAUGAUCACCUUCCUCCCUGACUCUCCAGUCACUGUCCCUCAAUUAUCCGACCGUGAGAAGCGGUUGGCUGUUGAGCGGUUGCGUGAUAACCAAACUGGUAUCGAAAACAAGAAUAUCAAGCCGCGGCAGAUCCUCGAGGCUGUUACAGAUUGGAAGGUGUGGGUGUUUUUUCUACUGGGAUUCUCGGGUAACAUUCCCAAUGGUGGAAUUUCCAACUUUGGAACCCUGAUCAUCAAAGGAUUUGGGUUUUCAACUCUGGUUACUACACUGAUGCAGAUUCCAUAUGGCGCAUUCAUCUCAUUGAUGAUCCUUCUUGCGGUCUUCGUGAAUGAUCGCCUCCCUCGCAACAACCGAUGUAUCGUGGCUAUUGUGUUUUUGCUUCCAAACCUGGCAGGUUCUUUUGGUCUGCAUUACGUCCCCCAAUCAAACCAAGUAGGGCGCUUGAUUUGCUAUUACUUGACGGGCUCUUACAAUGCAUCCUUUGUGAUCAUUCUUUCCAUCCUAACUGGCAACAUCGCUGGUCACACAAAGAAGGUUAUCACGAAUGCGAUGAUCUUCCUGGGUGUGUGCGCGGGAAACAUUGCCGGCCCAUUCUUCUACAAAUCGGAUCAAGCACCCGUGUAUUCACUCGGCAUCUGGUCCAUGAUAGUGGCCAACUUUGUUGAAAUUGCUCUGAUCGUGGUGCUCGGAUUUGCACUUGCGUGGGAGAAUCGACGACGUGACCGGAUGCAGGGUGUUGCUCCUGGCGAUGAUGCGGACUAUAUGCGACAGCUUGAGCUGGAUCGAUCUGCGUUCAGUGACUUGACAGAUAAGGAGAACAUGAAUUUUCGAUAUCUAUACUGA
This is a messenger RNA of Penicillium odoratum, 1566 nucleotides long. RefSeq lists its product as uncharacterized. The transcript is spliced from 5 exons. NCBI's taxonomy places the organism in Eukaryota, Fungi, Ascomycota, Eurotiomycetes, Eurotiales, Aspergillaceae. Gene Ontology annotation, biological process: transmembrane transport. The coding region runs from base 1 to 1566 and encodes 521 amino acids. Gene Ontology annotation, cellular component: membrane. The record is from RefSeq and is a predicted model, not a curated record. Gene Ontology annotation, molecular function: transmembrane transporter activity.